UGGCUUACGGUCUUUUCAUGUGACUAAUAUGUUGCUCGUUUGGUUAGGAGCAGGAUACACUGAAUGGAAUCGAGCAGCAAAUCUCCUCCAUUUUUCAUAGCACAUUUAAUGCAAUUAAGUAGUCUAUAUCCUAUGAUUUCACCCACAUCCCCUUAAAAAGGGCCUCAUACAAUGCUCCUGCGUCAUUUUUGGGCAGUGGAGGAGGCCAUUGUGCAUGGUGGAAGGCGAAUUCUCGGGCAUUAAACAUACAGAAACAAGGAGGCACGGAAGGAGAGAAUGGAGGGAGAAGAGGGAAAGGUGAUGGAUGUGAGUCUCAAGGAGCUCUCAAGGAAGCUCGAGGAGUUUGCCAAAGAGAGGGACUGGGAGCCAUACCACAGCCCAAGGAAUCUGCUGCUUGCUAUGGUUGGUGAAGUGGGAGAGCUCUCAGAAAUAUUCAUGUGGAGGGGAGAAGUGGCAAGAGGUUUACCAAAUUGGAAGGAAUCCGAUAAGGAGCAUCUCGGGGAGGAGCUUUCAGAUGUCUUACUAUACUUGAUAAGAUUAUCCGAUAUAUGUGGCAUCGAUCUUGCUGAUGCUGCUACAAAAAAAAUUGGCAAGAAUGCCAUCAAAUACCCUCCUAAAGCCCCAUGAAGAGCAUAAAAAUACCACCUUGUGCUCACCUCCAUCUCUUUUGCUUUGCGGCUGGAAUAUGCCUCAAACUAAAUAUUGUCAACUCUUUGGGCUAAUAUCCUCGAGAAGUAUGUUAUGUAAAAUCAUAUCCAGCUUAUGCUACAAACUAUGUUCCAUCUAGUUAUGUUCUCCUGGUUGAUCAA
Molecule: messenger RNA, 809 nt
Organism: Phoenix dactylifera (date palm)
Lineage: Eukaryota; Viridiplantae; Streptophyta; Magnoliopsida; Arecales; Arecaceae
Biological process (GO): nucleoside triphosphate catabolic process
Molecular function (GO): nucleoside triphosphate diphosphatase activity
Source: RefSeq, a predicted model, not a curated record